CAUCCCUCUUUCUCUCUCUACUGCAUUCAUUAUAUAGAAAUGGACCGAAAGCGAAAGAGCAGUGCCCAAGAUUCACCCAUCCCGAUAAUGAACCCUUCUUCUUCUUCCACCUCCUCCGCCGACGAUGAUAAUCUCCCCCCGCCGCCGUCAAUGAAACUCACGCCGCCGCCGUCAAUGAAAAUAACGGCGUGGAUGAGAACGAAACGGUUUCGUUAACCCUAUCUCUGUCCAGCCAACCCACCGCCACAACCACCACCUCCCUCCGUCCGCGUCUGCUCUCCACCCCACAAAACUGGCACCACCGCCCUCCGCCGCCGCAGAUUCAUCAGUACUUCCCUCUUCCGAUAACACUACCAAUGGAUCUACCCCACUUCAACCAAAUGUUCUACCCACCAAAUUUCACCGCCGCCGGUCCUUCCUUCAUCAACCUCAACAACCCACCCCACCCCCUCGUUCCGCCGCCGCCGCCGCCAUCGCCAACCUCCGUCGGCUUCCUCCGCCCGCGUCGCCCCCGUCGCAACCAAUCCCGACCCCCACCGGAAGGCAGAUCCCCGACCAUCACACCACCGUUCCCAUGGUCAACAAACCUCCGCGCCACCGUGCACAGCCUCAACCACCUCCUCUCAAACCAAAUCGGCGCCGUGAGCGGCGAGGUCCAGUGCCGCCGCUGCGAGCGCCGCUACACGAUCUCAUUCAACCUGAUGCAGAAGUACAACGAGGUGGCCGCAUACAUCACCAACAACAGAGACGCCAUGCACCACCGCGCACCAAAAGCGUGGCUCAGCCCGCCGCUCCCGACGUGCGAAUUCUGCGGGCAGGAGAACGCCGCCCGCCCCGUAAUCGCCGACAAGAAGAGAUCCAUCAACUGGCUGUUCCUCCUCCUCGGACAGAUGCUCGGCUGCUGCACACUCGAACAGCUCAAAUACUUCUGCAAGCACACCAAGAACCACCGCACCGGAGCUAAAGACCGGGUUCUGUACUUGGCUUAUCUCGCUCUCUGCAAACAGCUCGAUCCAAACGGUCCCUUUGAUGUUUGAUUUGAUUAAUUCGGUUUAAUUGUUUUGUUAAUCGUGGAUUAGUGUG
This is a messenger RNA of Erythranthe guttata (spotted monkey flower), 1083 nucleotides long. RefSeq names its product hydroxyproline-rich glycoprotein family protein. Lineage: Eukaryota; Viridiplantae; Streptophyta; Magnoliopsida; Lamiales; Phrymaceae. The record is from RefSeq and is a predicted model, not a curated record.